Messenger RNA from Styela clava, 4528 nucleotides. The record is from RefSeq and is a predicted model, not a curated record. NCBI's taxonomy places the organism in Eukaryota, Metazoa, Chordata, Ascidiacea, Stolidobranchia, Styelidae.
AUGAUCGGAGGAUGCCCCGGAACUUGGGGGGAAUGGAUCAACAUGGACAAACCGUCAUCUGGUGCGGGAGAUCUAGAGACCAUAACAAGGCAUAUGAGACAAAAACAGGGAUGCAAAGAACCCAUGGGAAUUGACAUGCGAGUCGCCAGUAAUGAUGAACCAUACUACACAGCAGGAAACCCUGUUCGCGUAGGCUGGAGAUUUGGUUUGAGUUGUCUCAAUGGUUUUCAACCUGCUGGGUCUAAAUGUGCUGAUUUCAAAGUUCGUUAUUGUUGCCCUGGAGUUGCUCCGCCAGAAGCCACUACUUGUCCUGGUUUAAAACUGCCUGCACGGGGAAGUAUGACCCCCGCAAGGGCCAGAAGGCCGAUGAAAAUAGGAGCAACAGUCAGGUUUAGAUGCAGAGGGGGAUACAUUAUGGAAGGCUUUACAUCAACAUCUUGUUUAACGGGCGGAAAGUGGUCAACCGAAGUCCCGACUUGCACUAAAAUCGAGAAACAAUCAUGUAUAUUGGGACGCGUACCGGUCAAUGGAGAGAGAAGGCCAAAAUUCAGGUCGAAUUUUAAUUUGGGUGACAAAGUCACAUUUUCUUGUCGAAGAAAUUAUAAGCUAUCGGGCAAUAAUGAGCUCAUUUGUUCACCGGGAGGAACAUGGAACUUGCCUGUUCCAACUUGCGAGAAGGAAGAAGCCAAACCACAGGGACCUAAAGGAUUGACAUAUUGUCGCGGAAUAGGUGAUCCACAUUACACAACAUUCGAUAAAAAGAAGUUCGACUUCCAAGGAGAUUGUUCGUACAUUUUCACAAAAUAUUCUGGAUCUGAACACGAGAAUUUCCAAGUCGAGGUUAUUAACAUUCAUCGAGGCCGCAAACUUGAUGUUUCUUGGCUGGGAAGAGCCAUUAUAACUGUGUUUGGUCAGAAAAUCAACUUCAAUCCUGGACGCGAAAUUCGAGUCAAUGUUAGUUUUGAUGGGCGCCACUCCCUUGCUGUCGCUGUUCCACCAGAAUAUUUUGGCGGAAAAUUGGAAGGCUUGUGUGGAAACUUUGACGGAGAUGAGAACAACGAUAUCGUCGUCGACGGUGUCGAAAACCCAAACGCUCACGGAAAUAGACACAUCACAGACACUAAAACCGAUUGCAUCAGAGAAGAUCUUAAAGACAGUGAAUGCUCCAAAACUGGGGCGUCAGCAAGAUUCAGAGCAAGAUGCGCUGUUAUUACUGAGGUUGGAGGCGUAUUCUCCGCUUGUCACGCGGUAAUAACCGCGCAAACCUUCUUCGAGGAUUGUAUAUUCGAUGUCUGCGUGUACGGUGGAGCUGACGUAGCGCUUGAGAAUGCCGUUGCUGCCUACGCUGAAGCUUGUAAUGACGCGGGAGUAAGAAUCGGAAAAUGGAGAGAAGUAACAAAAACACCGCUACCAUGUCCUGCCAAUGCUCGUUACGAGUUGUGUGCAACAAAAUGUCCCGCUACCUGUUCAGAUCGGUCACCUAAAUGUGCUUCUGGAUGCGUUGAAGGUUGCGUGUGUAAUAACGGAUUCGUUCUAUCUGGUAACCAAUGCGUAAGGCGAUCAAAAUGUGGCUGCACAUUCGAAGGAAAAUACUACUUGAACGGACAAACAAUUUUGACAAACGGAUGUACUCGUCGAUGCACAUGCAGAGCUCAAGGAAUGGUUUGCAUGGAUGUUAAAUGCAAAGCUAGACAGACGUGUGGCAAAAACGAAAAAGGCCGAGAAGCGUGUCAGGCAACUGAAACUGCAAGAUGUCGAAUUAUGGGAGGUUCUCAAUACAAUCUUUUCGAUAAAGUUGGGAUCCAGAGGUUUAAUGGAAAAUGUAGCUACAGGUUGGCAGAAUCUUGUGGUCUUGCUGAAGAUGACGAAAGUUGGUUCUCAGUCUAUAUCAAGAAUGAGGAACGACGAAAUCGAAAGAACAAAGCCUACGUUAACAGUGUAACUGUUAAACUCGGACAAAACAUCGAAAUUACGUUGAUGAAAGGUGGUAUGGCCAUGGUAAAUAAUCGUCGGGUGAGAGCAGUUCAGAAUGAUAUGUUUAGCAUAAGACGAAGAGGCAGAGGAGCAAUAGUUCUCAAUACCAUGCAUUCUUUGAGAGUUCGACUAAACAACAACGGUGUUCUUGUCAGAGUUCCAAGUACAUAUAUGGGACAGAUGUGCGGGCUGUGUGGAAAUUAUAACAAAGACCCAACAGAUGACAUGCAGAUGUCUGAUGGUAGCAUGGCUGAGGACUUUAAUGAAUUUGGUCUCAGUCACGAAGUGGAGAGCUGUGGUGAACCGAUUCCAGAUCCCGUUACUUGCACAGACGACAUGAGAGCUAAAUGGAGUACCAAAACCACUUGUGGUGCUAUAAUGGACAGAGAUGGAGUAUUCAAGGCUUGCAUCUCAGAAGACUCAGUGAAUUAUAUGGAAGCUUGUAUCUACGAUGCUUGUUCGACUAAUGGCGAUCAGUCUUCAUUCAUUUCUGCCUUUGAACAAUACGCUGCUGACUGCAGAGCCGGAGGAGUUCGACUUUGUGACUGGAAAAAGCAAUUUGGAUAUGACAGAGUGCAAUGCCCUGAGCACAGCACUUACAAUCCCUGUGCUACUGUUUGCCAAGACACUUGCUUGAAUCCAACUGCGUCACUCACGUGUGAUUCAGCAGAAACUGUUGAAGACUGUGAAUGCGAUUUUGGUUACAUUCGUGAUGGUGAUCAAUGUGUGAGGAGUCAACAAUGUGGCUGCACUGUCGGAGGGUCAUAUGUUUCCAUGGGUGGUAUGGUACAAGGAAAUGACGACAAUGCUGUGUGUGAAUGUAGAGGACAAAAUAAUAUAUUCUGCUCUUGCAAUUCUGGAUAUAGGUUGAAGGAUGAUGUUUGUACAGCUAUUGAUCUAAAUACUUGUCGCCAAAAUCUUGGAAGAAGUUGUUCAAGAAGAGCUCGUUGUUCUGUUGAUGAAGCAGGACAAUAUUCUUGUCAGUGCAAAGCUGGUUUUAUUGGAAAUGGUUUCAGAUGUCGAAAUGCAUGUCGACAGCGCUAUGGAAGAUGGUGUAACAAAAAUGCAGUGUGUGUGCGAGGUGGAGAUGGCGCAUACAUGUGCAGAUGCAAGAAUAACUUCUUUGGCAAUGGAUUAUAUUGUGCAUCGGGACGCGCUAGAUCACGCUGUCAUCGUCGCUUCGGAAGAACGUGUAACGAGAAUGCCAGUUGCCAGAGAGAUUCAAGACGUGGAUUUGUCUGCAGAUGCAACAGAGGAUACUUUGGAAACGGAUUUAAUUGUCAAGGUGGAACACCAAAAGACAGAUGCCAUGAACUUUAUGGUCAAGUAUGUGGAGCAAAUGCGCGCUGCAACAAUGUUGAUGGCGAGUACAAAUGCCAGUGUGUUGGUGAAUACUUUGGUGAUGGAUUUGAAUGUGAAAAAGAUGAUGAUGAAGAUGAAAAAGAAGAAGAAUUUGAUCCAGAAGGAUGCAGGAAACGAUAUGGCCGAAGAUGCUCUAGACGUGGAAGAUGUGUGAGAGAAGGUGGUGAAUACAUGUGCAAGUGUAACGAUAAUUAUGUUGGGAACGGCCUCAGAUGUCGAAAUCCAUGUCGUGCCCGGUAUGGACGAAGGUGCAAUGCAAAUGCCAGAUGUGUAAGACGAGAUGAUGGUCAAUUUGAAUGCAGAUGCAAUGAUGGUUAUUGGGGUUCUGGUCUUUAUUGCGGAUCUGGUGAAUCAAGAACUAGAUGUCAUCGUCGUUUUGGAAGACGAUGUAGUGAUAAUGCAGAAUGUCAAAAUGGUGAUGACGGUCAACCCAAGUGUGCAUGCAAAUAUGGAUUUUUUGGAAAUGGCUUCUACUGUUCUAGCGGAGAACCAAAAGACCAGUGCCAUCGACGAUGGGGCCGCAUGUGUGGGCCAAACUCUAGGUGUAACAAUGUAAAUGGAGAAUAUCAAUGCCAAUGUAAUGACAAUUAUUUUGGUGAUGGUUUCGAUUGCGACCCUGAUGAUGAAGAAGAUGAGACACCAACAGACGAAUGUGAGAAGAGACAUAAUCGUAAAUGCGACGUGAAUGCUGCGUGUACUGAUUUGGGUGCUUCUAAAUGGGUAUGUCGCUGCAAUGCUGGAUACUCCGGAACCGGCUUGGAAUGCAAGAAAGAUCAAGACAUGAUGUCUGUGCACUGGGAAAGAUGUACAGAAAUCUAUACAGACCAUGCUCUGAUAAUGCUGACUGCAUGAUGAUGGGUGAUGGAAGAUAUAUGUGCAAAUGUACCUGGAUUCUGGGGAAAUGGAUUCUACUGUUCAAGAGGAAAGUACAACAACAGAUGUCAUCAAAACUAUGGUAAAGACUGUAGUGGUAACGCUAAAUGUACCCAGGUUGAUGGCAAUACAAAUGUCAAUGUAACAGCGGAUUCUUUGGAGAUGGAAGAUUAUGUGUCCAAGGAAAAUGGGUCAAUGAAUGCCAACAGGCGUUAUGGACGAAGGUUGUAAUAAAAACGCAAAUUGUGUGACAAGAGAUGGACAAGCAGUAUGUCAGUGCAAUAGAGGUUUUGUUGGCAAUGGACAAUAGUGCAGAGGU